GAAGGAAGUCAGAAACUACGCAAAGAACCGAAGGAGACCAACAUCGAAUCUAUGAAAAUGGAGGGCUCCCGGGGCCGGCUCCGGGGUGGCUUGGGCUGGGAGUCCAGCCUCCGCCAGCGGCCCAUGCCGCGGCUCACCUUCCAGGCGGGGGACCCCUACUACAUCAGCAAGCGCAAGCGGGACGAGUGGCUGGCACGCUGGAAAAGGGAGGCUGAGAAGAAGGCCAAGGUGAUUGCAGUAAUGAACGCCGUGGAAGAAAACCAGGGGUCCGGCGAGUCCCAGAAGGUGGAGGAGGCCAGCCCUCCUGCAGUGCAGCAGCCCACUGACCCCGCAUCCCCCACUGUGGCCACAACCCCCGAGCCUGUGGGGGCUGACACGGGGGACAAGAACGCCACCAAAGCAGCCGAUGACGAGCCAGAGUACGAGGACGGCCGGGGCUUUGGCAUUGGGGAGCUGGUGUGGGGGAAACUGCGGGGCUUCUCCUGGUGGCCAGGCCGCAUUGUGUCUUGGUGGAUGACGGGCCGGAGUCGAGCAGCUGAAGGCACCCGCUGGGUCAUGUGGUUCGGAGACGGCAAGUUCUCAGUGGUGUGCGUUGAAAAGCUGAUGCCGCUGAGCUCCUUCUGCAGCGCUUUCCACCAGGCCACCUACAACAAGCAGCCCAUGUACCGCAAAGCCAUCUACGAAGUGCUGCAGGUGGCCAGCAGCCGAGCCGGGAAGCUGUUCCCAGCGUGCCAUGACAGCGAUGAGAGCGACACUGCCAAGGCCGUGGAGGUGCAGAACAAGCAGAUGAUCGAAUGGGCCCUUGGCGGGUUCCAGCCCUCUGGCCCCAAGGGCCUGGAACCACCAGAAGAGGAGAAGAACCCCUACAAAGAAGUUUACACAGACAUGUGGGUUGAACCCGAGGCAGCUGCCUACGCACCGCCCCCACCAGCCAAAAAGCCCCGGAAGAGCACAACCGAGAAGCCCAAGGUCAAGGAGAUUAUCGACGAACGCACAAGAGAGCGGCUGGUGUACGAGGUGCGGCAGAAGUGCCGGAACAUCGAGGACAUUUGCAUCUCGUGUGGGAGCCUCAACGUCACCCUGGAACACCCUCUCUUCAUCGGAGGAAUGUGCCAAAACUGCAAGAACUGCUUCCUGGAGUGCGCGUACCAGUACGAUGACGACGGCUACCAGUCCUACUGCACCAUCUGCUGUGGGGGGCGCGAGGUGCUCAUGUGCGGGAACAACAACUGCUGCAGGUGCUUUUGCGUGGAGUGCGUGGAUCUCUUGGUGGGGCCCGGCGCCGCCCAGGCAGCCAUCAAAGAAGACCCUUGGAACUGCUACAUGUGCGGGCACAAGGGCACCUACGGGCUGUUGCGGCGGCGGGACGACUGGCCCUCGCGGCUGCAGAUGUUCUUCGCCAAUAACCACGACCAGGAAUUUGACCCUCCGAAGGUUUACCCACCUGUCCCAGCCGAGAAGAGGAAGCCCAUCCGGGUGCUGUCUCUGUUUGACGGAAUUGCUACAGGGCUCCUGGUGCUGAAGGACCUGGGCAUUCAGGUGGACCGCUACAUCGCCUCGGAGGUGUGCGAGGACUCCAUCACGGUGGGCAUGGUGCGGCACCAGGGGAAGAUCAUGUACGUCGGGGACGUCCGCAGCGUCACGCAGAAGCAUAUCCAGGAGUGGGGCCCGUUCGACCUGGUGAUUGGGGGCAGUCCGUGCAAUGACCUCUCCAUCGUCAACCCUGCCCGCAAGGGACUCUACGAGGGCACCGGCCGGCUCUUCUUUGAGUUCUACCGCCUCCUGCACGACGCGCGGCCCAAGGAGGGAGAUGACCGCCCCUUCUUCUGGCUCUUUGAGAACGUGGUGGCCAUGGGCGUUAGUGACAAGAGGGACAUCUCGCGAUUUCUCGAGUCCAACCCUGUGAUGAUUGAUGCCAAAGAAGUGUCAGCUGCACACAGGGCCCGCUACUUCUGGGGGAACCUUCCUGGUAUGAACAGGCCGUUGGCAUCCACUGUGAAUGAUAAGCUGGAGCUGCAGGAGUGUCUGGAGCAUGGCAGAAUAGCCAAGUUCAGCAAAGUGAGGACCAUUACCACGAGGUCGAACUCCAUAAAGCAGGGCAAAGACCAGCAUUUCCCCGUCUUCAUGAAUGAGAAAGAGGACAUCUUAUGGUGCACUGAAAUGGAAAGGGUGUUUGGCUUCCCUGUCCACUAUACCGACGUCUCCAACAUGAGCCGCUUGGCGAGGCAGAGACUGCUGGGCCGGUCGUGGAGCGUGCCGGUCAUCCGCCACCUCUUCGCUCCGCUGAAGGAGUAUUUUGCUUGUGUGUAAGGGACAUGAGGGCAAACUGAGGUAGUUAAACAAACAAACAAAAAAAAACACACAAAAAAACACACACAACAAAACACAAAGAACAUGAGGAUGGAGAGAAGUAUCAGCACCCAGAAGAGAAACAGGAAUUUAAGACAAAAACCAGAGGCGGAAACACCGGAGGGCCUGGCCUGGUGGAAAGGGUUGGACAUCAUCUCCUGAUUUUUCAAUGUUAAUCUUUAGUCCUAUUUAACAAACAUCAAGUUCCCUCUCCCCCUCUCCCCCCUUUAUUUGGUCUAAUCUUUUGUUCUCUACUCUUUUCAGAGGGGUUUUCUGUUCGUUUGGGUUUUUGUUUCUUGCUGUGACUGAAACAAGAGGAUUUAUUGCAGCAAAAAUUAAUAACAAAACAUAGUAAACGAUACCUUGCCGAGAGGAAAGAUAAGAGAGAAGGAAAAAAGGAAAUUCUAUGGAAAUCUAUAUAUCGGUAUUGGAUUUUUUUUUUUUUUUUUUUUUUUACUAUAUAUCUUUUUGUUGUUGUCUCUAGCCUGAUCAGAUAGGAGCACAAGCAGGGGACGGGAAGUAGAGACACUCAGGAGGCCGAAACCCCUCCCAGCCCCUGAGCUGUCCUGCCAGCACCAUUCCUGGUCAUGCAAAGCAGAACCCAACUAGCAGCAGGGAGACGAGGCCACCACGAGACCCUUUUAUACAGUAUUUCAGGUGCCUACCACACAGGAAACCUUGAAGAAAACCAGUUUCUAGAAGCCGCUGUUACCUCUUGUUUACAGUUUAUAUAUAUAUGAUAGAUAUGAGCUCUAUAUAUAAAAGGUACUGUUAACUACUGUACAACCUGACUUCAUAAUGGUGCUUUCAAACAGCGAGAUGAGUAAAAACAUCAGCUUCCAUGUUGCCUUAUGCGCAAAGGGUUUUAAUCAAGGGUGGAGAGAGGGAGAAGGUCAAUCACCAUCCAGGUGGCUUUUCCCCUGGGUGUGCCACGGGGUGAAGGACAAUUGGGGAACAGCUCUUC
Eptesicus fuscus (big brown bat) is the source of this 3313-nucleotide messenger RNA. It is a transcript of the gene DNMT3A, whose product is annotated as DNA methyltransferase 3 alpha. Gene Ontology annotation, molecular function: DNA (cytosine-5-)-methyltransferase activity. The record is from RefSeq and is a predicted model, not a curated record. The transcript has 20 exons. Gene Ontology annotation, cellular component: cytoplasm; nucleus. Gene Ontology annotation, biological process: negative regulation of DNA-templated transcription. The coding region runs from base 52 to 2310 and encodes 752 amino acids. Lineage: Eukaryota; Metazoa; Chordata; Mammalia; Chiroptera; Vespertilionidae.